This is a messenger RNA of Spodoptera littoralis (African cotton leafworm), 993 nucleotides long. NCBI's taxonomy places the organism in Eukaryota, Metazoa, Arthropoda, Insecta, Lepidoptera, Noctuidae. The record is from the annotation of a GenBank genome assembly.
AUGUCCGCGGAGGGCGGCGACUACUCGCCGUGUCCGGCGGAGGCGCUGCCGGAACUGAGCGCUGCCGAGCUGGCGAUGAGCCUGUCGCCUAAGUCGGCGCUGCUGCAGCAGAACCUGUCCCAGCUGCAGCUUCAGCACUCUACCCCGUUCUCCGUCACGGAUAUCCUGUCGCCGAUAGAGGAGUACCGCAAGCUGGAGCUGGCGAACAACCCGCCGUCGCCGUACAGAUCGAAUUCAUCAGGUAGCAGCAUCAAUUCCCCACUGGGGCCUUCCUGUGGGAUGGCGGCUAACCCGUACGCGGUGCCGCUGUAUGGCGGAGCCCCCGUCCAGGGCUAUGGCUGCGCCCCGUCAGACCUGCCACACUACGGAGACAUGAGAGGCGCGGGCUGGUACCCUGCCUCUAACGACCCCAGGUUUGCCAUUUCCAGGCUAAUGACGUCCACGUCUGGCGGGAUGGGCCACGUCAACAACAUGGGAGGGUUGGCCGCGUGCGCGGGACCUGACUCCAAGCCCAUGCAGUUCCCUCUUGCCCAGAGGAGGAAGAGGAGGGUAUUGUUCACACAGGCACAGGUAUACGAGUUGGAGAGGCGGUUCAAGCAACAGAAGUAUCUGUCAGCGCCGGAGAGGGAACACCUUGCCUCACUCAUACAUCUCACGCCGACACAGGUCAAAAUAUGGUUUCAAAAUCACCGGUACAAAUGUAAGAGGCAAGCCAAGGAGAAGGCGAUGGCGGAGCAAAAUCAACACAAUCAGUCGUCAUCAUCGCCCCGACGAGUGGCAGUUCCCGUCCUGGUGAAGGACGGGAAACCUUGUGGCUCUGGGGAGUCAUCAUCACCAGCGCACAGCCACUGCGCCACUCCGACGUCCGGGUACUCUGCCCCGCAGCCGUCGCAGGCGGCGUGCAGCAACCCGCUCGUGUCGUCAUACCGCCAGCCCGCGGCCUACCAGCAACAGUGCUCUGGGUACCUGCCGCUACAGGGCCGAGCCUGGUAG